ACAGCUCUCCAUUUAGCUGUAAACAAUUUUGAUGACAACGAAACUGUCAGGCUUUUACUAGAUAGUGGUGCCGAUGCUGACAUCAAAGAUUCAAACGGCCACACUCCACUGAUUUUAUCUAUGAAUGGAAAGGGGAAAUAUUUUAGUCUGGUAGCUGAAAAGACUACAUGUUUCAAUAUUUCUGAUGAUAGUGGGAUGACACCAUUGAUGUUUGCUGUUGAAAAUAACCUAAUAUCAGAAAUUGGAAUAAUUACAAGAAAAGAUUGCAAUCUAAAUUUUCAAAACAAGAACAAGGACACGGCAGUACAUUUAGCAGUAAAAAAUGACAGACUUGAUUGCCUUAAGACCCUUUCAUCAACUGGUGCUGACUUAAAUAUACAAAAUUACCGAGGAGAAACCCCACUGUUAUUAUCUAUAGGUAAAAGAUGGACCGACGGUAUAAUAUUACUGAUUGAAAGUGGAGUAGAUUUAGAAAUAGCCAACAUCAAAGGAAAUACUCCUCUAAUGAGAGCAAUUGAAAGAGAUCUUUUGGAUGUAGCUGAAUUACUGAUAAAGAAAGGGUGUAAUCUGAACAGUAAUCCUCCAGAUAUCCGUGUAGGUAAAGAUUACCAUUAUUCAAACACCAACAAACAAACACCUAUUCAUCUUGCUGUCAGUCGUAAAGACGUUAAUAUUCUGAUACCUCUAGUGAAGGGUGGUGCCGACUUAAAUAUACAAAAUUCAGAGGGAAAGACGCCACUUCUAGUAUCCAUUCAAAGAGGUAAUACAGAGGCCUUAAUGAUGCUAAUUGAAAACGGGGCUGAUAUCAACCUCUCGGACUCAAACAAGACAACACCUUUAAUGACGGCAAUUCAAUACAACAACAUUGAUGUUGCUAUUUUACUGAUAAAGAAGGGAUGUGAG
This is a messenger RNA of Lottia gigantea (owl limpet), 903 nucleotides long. RefSeq lists its product as hypothetical. The record is from RefSeq and is a predicted model, not a curated record. Gene Ontology annotation, cellular component: ciliary inversin compartment. The transcript has a single exon. Gene Ontology annotation, biological process: protein localization to ciliary inversin compartment. NCBI's taxonomy places the organism in Eukaryota, Metazoa, Mollusca, Gastropoda, Lottiidae. Gene Ontology annotation, molecular function: protein binding. The annotation marks the transcript as partial.